Molecule: messenger RNA, 3664 nt
Organism: Melanotaenia boesemani (Boeseman's rainbowfish)
Lineage: Eukaryota; Metazoa; Chordata; Actinopteri; Atheriniformes; Melanotaeniidae
Product: EF-hand and coiled-coil domain-containing protein 1
Exons: 8
Coding region: 438-2300 (620 amino acids)
Source: RefSeq, a predicted model, not a curated record
UGACUCAGUGGUCUGACAGUCCUGAUUGUUCUGCUCUACCUGUCGAGUUUUUCUUUCUUCCCUUUUCUCUUUUGGCUGCAACUGAUAUUUGAUCCAACUCUGUAACAGGGAUCAAACAACGCAACGCCCCACUGCAUACUGUACGAAACUGCAGCAAAGGACGCUUUAUUGGCAUUGUUAUACACACGCAUGUGGUCAGAGUGUGUACACAAAGGGUGGAGUCCGUACUUCGGGACUUUUUUUCCUCCCCUUGCCGCAGGGAUCAAAUCUUGACUCGAAGCACUGCGGGAAGGAAUCCGCUGCUCGGUGUCCCGGAAAUAACGCAGCAUCAAACCACUAACAUGCCAUAUUGUUAUAAGAUGGUGUUUUAUUCUUAUUAAUGAGAUCGGAUUUUGUUUGUUAGCAUACAGCAGAACAUUUUUAGUUGCUGUUCAUCCAUGAAGCGCACCGCUCUGGCUGUUCCGCGCGUCCAGCCCUCACCGCGACCGGCGCGUAAAAGCGAGUGGCUUCGGAGCGCCCUGGCCCACCACCACUGCACCGACCCCGGCGCAGAGAACGAAGUUGUCGUCCUCGCCACUGGUAUAGAUCAGUACCUGCAGGAGGUCUUCCACCAUCUGGCCUACCGCCACCAGGAUGACGCGGUGUUAGCGGAGGACUUCACUGCGCUCUGUGCAGUGCUGGGGCUCCCUGGAGCUCAGCGAGGGCAGAGGACGUGGAAAAAGGAGGACGGUAGAGGAAAUGGGGAUGAGCAAGAAGAAGAGUUUAGAGACGUAUGCUCUGGUCUACCAGACCAGUUGUCUUUUAAAGACUUCCACUCGCGGCUCUGCGGGUAUUUCCGUGUGCGCAGCGCGCCUAGAGGUACCGGGGAGUGCGCCUGGCGCCUGCCCGUUUCUGAUGACACGGAGCUGGUGGAGAGACAGAUCCGUCUCCGCUGGCCUCGCGUCAGGCGGAGAAAGUGUGUCAGUUUUGAUCUGACCAGAGAUCCAAGCCGAACCACGAACAGAUCUACGAUAAAUCGCACCCUGGAUGACGCCCGCGAGCCUGAUGAGGUUGCAGCUCUCAGGGAGCUGGUGGAGGACCUCCGCUCUGCUCUGCAGGGGAGUGACGCUCGCUGCCUGGCCCUGGAAGUGGCCCUCAGACGGGAGAAAAGCAGCACCAUCCCUUGCCCUUCUUGUUACAGCUCCGCUGUUUCAGCUCCUUCAUCCUCCAUCACCCUCGCUCAGGGAAAACUGGUACCAACCCACAGACUUAAAGGGCAGCUGAGUGGUGCUCGAGGAGAUGGCGCGAGGAGGGUGCAGAGGAGACGGGACAUCAGAGACCCCCUUCUGAGGGAGCUGAAGCUGAUUCGCUCCUCACGGGACGGGCAGCUGGAGGAGGCCAUCAAAUACAACGAGCGGUUGGAGGAGGAGCUCCAGUGGGCUUUCCGGGAGGUGCAUCGGCUGCAGGGGGUGGAGUCUUCACUGAGGAAGGAGAACGCUCAGAUCAGGAGGCGGGCGGAGGAGGCCAGGGAGGCUCUGAGCUUGGGGCUGCAAAGGGUUCAGCUGAUCCAGGAGCAGGCCCGGUCAGUUCCACAACUCCAGUCCAGGAUCACCGACCUGGAGACUGAGCUGCUGCAGUACAGGUCGCGAAGCACCUGCCUCCCACCAGCUCGGCCUGAAGACUCCUCCAGCAAGACUGGUACAGAUGGUGAGUGUCUGCAGCGGGCGGUGGAAGGAAGAGCUGCUUCUGAUGAAGAAGAGGAGGACAGAGGGAGGAAGGAGGGAGGACAACGCUGCCUGCUGGAGGUGAAGCAGCACAUCUGCCACCUGCAUGGCCGUGGAAAAGGAUGUCAGAAGGAUGUGGUCGCCUGUCAGAGUCUCCCUCAUGACAAAAACCGAAGCAGUCGGGACAGUCGGGGCUGCUGCAGCGCAACACGACCCAGCCAGGAAAAGCUGGGUGGAAGCAGACUUGAAAAUGAGAUGAGGCCUGAGGACAAGGAGGACAGGACAAAGCUGUCUUUGUUGGAGGACAAAUUCACAGAUUCAUUAACGCUGCUGCUAAAGCUACGAAACAAGAACGUGUCCCGCAGAGUCCUGGGGAAGAUAGUGAUGGAUAGUUUGGAGGCAUGCAGCAGAAGUGGAGGUGGUCCGUCUCAGGUCCUGCAGGCUGCCGAUGCCCUCUGUGUCCAUCUGUCCUCCAGUGAUGUCCUCAGAGACAGUGGGGAGGAUGGUGGAGGAGGAGAAGAGAGUGGAGAAACACCUCUGGCUCCGCCUUCAGGACAUCCAACCAGCAGCAUCAACUCUCGGCUCAUCUCUGGUUAAAUCUGCUAACUGACCUCUUUGUUUGAAACUGUCAGAAUGUAUAUAAGUUUAUCCGUAUUUACUUCAUCCAGUUAUUUUGCUUUUAUUUAAUAUAAACGAUUGUUUAGACUGGAGAUGUUUAAAUAAUGAUACAAACAUGUUUGGGUUUCCAAAUUAAUUUCAGAAUUUUGAUAAGUUUGAUAAACAUGUACAGCGAUGUAAAAUGUGCUUUUGUCUCAAGGAUUUGGUAAAACUGACCAAUAUUAUGAUUUAUAAUGUCAAAAGAUUCCUAAAAAGACAGUUGCACUUGCCGUUCUUCACCAGCAAUUAGCUUUUUUUUAACCUGUCCUGUCCAGCAUCAUAGCAGCAGAACGAUAGUCUGGUUGCUCUAUCGCGCUGAACAAAUUUCCUCUGCCAAGGGGAGGCUUAUAGGUAUAAGGUUCCUCUUGAUAAUCUGAUUCAUUUAUUUAUUUAUUUACUUUGAAUCAUGGAAUCUAUGUUAUUUUGCUGGACCUGACCGGAGGGGACAGAAAAAGAAGGAAGACAACAAAAAGAAGCAAAAGGGAAAGAAGAAAGAAAAGACAAAAACACCACAGACAGAAGGCUCUUUAAUCCAACCUAUCACCAGAUAACAAACUAUUACAUUUGUACAUAAACACACCAGAAAAUUUCCUACGGCUUUUUUUUACGGCUCCACCCAGGGAUCAGAGCCCAGAACCCUCACCCAGCCUGCCUCAGAAUAGCCCGGCCGCCCGGCCCAGGACUACCAGCCUCAUCUCCUGCCCCGUGGUGAACCCAACCGCUGGUCCCCACAGCCCCCAACAGAGCCACCCCCACCGCUGAGCAGCCUAGUCCCGCACCACGGGAAACCACGAAGAAUCCGCAACCACCAGUCACUCCUGGCCAUUUUCCAGCCCCCAAAGUGACAAGGUCACACUCCUCCACCUACACUAAGUGAUGGAGCUAAUCACAGGGGACCAGAGGGAAUGAGAUUCGGCUAAAUGGUUCUUUGAGGAGGCAGACAUUGUCUCACUUCUGAUGUGGUCUACUAAGAGAUUCCUAAACUGCUGAAUACACAAAUUAUUUAUGGUUUUCCAGUUCACAAGGAUAGUUUUCUUUGUGAUGCAUAAUGCCGUCCAUAUGACGUGUGCAGAGUUAACUUACUGGUAAAGUUACUGGAUGUGUCAGCAUCCCAAUUUGAUGUUGAAAGACAGAUUGAGUCUUCUAGUUUAGAUGACAGUCUAUAUAUUUUUGAUGAUAACUUUGGGGCAUUGAGCUUCAUGAAUUUUGCCACCCUGAUAGGUAGCUGUAAGUUUAAGUAAUUAAUGGUAUAUAUUUUUUUCACAUGUAAUAGAUUUAAGCUGGUGAUAUUCUAAAAAUAUUUU